Messenger RNA from Plectropomus leopardus (leopard coralgrouper), 1199 nucleotides. RefSeq names its product methyltransferase 6, methylcytidine (gene mettl6). Lineage: Eukaryota; Metazoa; Chordata; Actinopteri; Perciformes; Serranidae. The record is from RefSeq and is a predicted model, not a curated record.
CGCCACAAGUGGGAAGAUGCAGCUAGACGGGACAUUUUUUAAAAAUUUAAGUUAAUUUUAGCGACUUUUAUCAUCGAAAUAACUUUUGUUUUUAAAGUCGGUUGAAAUGUUUGUCGUCUCGUGGAUGAAGGUUUAGUGGAUUUACCGACGGAAGCUAAAAACUUCAUCAUUUCAUGAUGUCUCUGUCAGAAAGUGAAAGUCUCUCCGCUGAUCUUAAAAGUCCUCCUGAAGAGGACGCGGGGACCAAAACUGGACUGUCUCCGUGUGUCCCCGGGCAGAUGAAGGGCUCCACAGGCCGGGUGUUAACCCCUGAGGAGCCGGACAGACUCACUCUGGUGUCUGACUUCAAACUGGUGAAACUGGAAAAAGACGCUCAGAAAAACUGGGAUUUAUUUUACAAAAGAAACUCGACGAACUUCUUCAAGGACAGACACUGGACCACCAGAGAGUUUGAGGAGCUCAAGACCUGCAGACAGUUUGAGUCCCGGCUGGUGCUGCUGGAGGCCGGCUGCGGCGUCGGAAACUGCAUCUUCCCGCUGCUGGAGGACGACCUCAACAUCUUUGUGUAUGCCUGCGACUUCUCCCCGAGAGCUGUCGAAUAUGUCAAACGAAACCCUCUGUACUGCCCUGAGCGCUGCUCUGCCUUCCAGUGUGACCUGACCAAAGAUGACCUGAGGGACAACGUGCCCGAGGGCGGCGUGGACGUCGUCACUCUCAUCUUCGUGCUUUCGGCCAUCCACCCGGACAAGAUGAAGCCGGCGCUGCAGAACAUCAGCAGGGUGCUGAAGCCGGGAGGCGUCGUGCUGUUCAGGGACUACGGCCUGAACGACCACGCCAUGCUGCGAUUUAAAGCCGGCAGCAGGCUGGGGGAGAACUUCUACGUCCGCCAAGACGGAACCAGGUCCUACUUCUUCUCCAAAGAGUUCCUGGCUGAGCUGUUUGAGGACGCCGGCUUCCAGUCUGUUGCUAACGACUACGUCCUGAGAGAGACCGUCAACAAAAAGGAGGGACUCUGUGUUCCCAGAGUCUUCCUGCAGAGCAAAUUCACCAAACCCGACCAGUCGCAGAGCUCCUGAUGUCGCUCAGCCUCACAAAUCUCCAAAGAUGAACAUUUCUGUUGACGUUGAAUGCCAUAUAUGGACAACGCUGAAUUUACACACCCACAGCAGAGAGAAAUACAGAAAUCCCUGCAGGACAGC